Messenger RNA from Pelobates cultripes (western spadefoot toad), 29723 nucleotides. The record is from the annotation of a GenBank genome assembly. NCBI's taxonomy places the organism in Eukaryota, Metazoa, Chordata, Amphibia, Anura, Pelobatidae.
AUGAAUGAUGAGGUGGUGUGGAGUGAUCCAACGGGUAUCCAAAUGAAAAAGAAGAGGUAAUACUCACUUUUAGUAGAGCUUAAUCCAGCUCUGGUGUGGAUGGCUUGCAGCGGUAUUAUCCCCGCUUAUAGGAUAUAUGGUGAGCUUCCUCUUCAGUAUGAUGACCGGCAACCAGGUAGAAGAUGAAACGAAAAAGCAAUAAUAGUGCAAUAUGUCCCAAAAAGUAGAUAAAAGGUAUAAAAAUAUAAAAGAUACACUCACAUUUAAUAGAGCUUAUACUAGCUCUAGUGUAGUAGGCAUGCAACGGUAUGAUCCCCCGUAUCUGGGAUAUGCGGUGAGCGUUCGUUAGUACAGUUCUUUAGGGUGGUAGCAGGAGCUCAGGAAGAAGAUAAUAAAAACAGAUAAUAAAACAGAUAAUAAAACAGCAAUAGUGCUCUCAGUAAAAUAAUGCUGAUUAAUAAAAUAAAAUAAAAUAUACUCACAGUAUAUAGGGCAGACUAACUGCUCUAUGGUAUAGGCGCGGGUGGUAUGAUCCCCACCUCAGGAUAUGUUGGAGUAUUGACGACAAUAGAUAAAAAAAGCCAGGUAUUUUAAAAUAAAAAAUAAAAAUAAAUAAAAGAUAGUGGUACAAGAGAAUAAAGUGACCAAAAUCUAUUUAUUGACAAUAAUUUAAAAAAUAUAUUAGUAUAAUAUCCAAACGCGUUUCACCAAUAUAGGCUUUAUCAAUGGAUUAAAAACCAUGUUUUUUAAUCCAUUGAUAAAGCCUAUAUUGGUGAAACGCGUUUGGAUAUUAUACUAAUAUAUUUUUUAAAUUAUUGUCAAUAAAUAGAUUUUGGUCACUUUAUUCUCUUGUACCACUAUCUUUUAUUUAUUUUUAUUUUUUAUUUUAAAAUACCUGGCUUUUUUAUCUAUUGUCGUCAAUACUCCAACAUAUCCUGAGGUGGGGAUCAUACCACCCGCACCUAUACCAUAGAGCAGUUAGUCUGCCCUAUAUACUGUGAGUAUAUUUUAUUUUAUUUUAUUAAUCAGCAUUAUUUUACUGAGAGCACUAUUGCUGUUUUAUUAUCUUCUUCCUGAGCUCCUGCUACCACCCUAAAGAACUGUACUAACGAACGCUCACCGCAUAUCCCAGAUACGGGGGAUCAUACCGUUGCAUGCCUACUACACUAGAGCUAGUAUAAGCUCUAUUAAAUGUGAGUGUAUCUUUUAUAUUUUUUAUACCUUUUAUCUACUUUUUGGGACAUAUUGCACUAUUAUUGCUUUUUCGUUUCAUCUUCUACCUGGUUGCCGGUCAUCAUACUGAAGAGGAAGCUCACCAUAUAUCCUAUAAGCGGGGAUAAUACCGCUGCAAGCCAUCCACACCAGAGCUGGAUUAAGCUCUACUAAAAGUGAGUAUUACCUCUUCUUUUUCAUUUGGAUACCCGUUGGAUCACUCCACACCACCUCAUCAUUCAUCACCCUCCUUCAUAUACCAGGAAGGAACAAAACUACAGAGACGAACAUAAUACCAAGUUUUUUAUUACAUUUGGACUUUAUUUCCAUAUUUUAAUAAGGACUUUUCAUUUCUGUCUAUUGGCGCAGUCCCAUCCUUCUAUUUGAUUGUCUUUUGUAUUUAUCCCAAGGUCACUUGAGGGAGUCCUUGUUUGGGAUUGCUGCCUCUUGUAUCUCUCUCCAAUAUAUUAGCGCUGACUCUAUUCUCUAUGUCUGUUAAUCCACCCAUUGUACAGCGCUAUGAAAUCUGAUGGCGCUAUAUAAAUAUUAAAAUAAUAAUAAUAGGUCCUGUAAAUAUUGCAGGACUGAAAUACAGAAAGGCCUCUGGUGGCUGUCUGAUUGACUAAACCUAGAGGUGUAAUUAGGGAACAAUGGAAACACUGUAUUUUCUCUAAAAAGGGAGUGUUUACAUUGAAAAGCCUGCAGGGACAGGCUAUAGACACCAGAACUACUACAUUACACUGUAGUGGUUCUAGUGACGAUAGUGUUCCCUUAAUUCUAUCUGACUUACUCUACAUGUCCUCAAACAUUUUAGAUUCCAGUCUCCCCCAAAAAAGAAAUAAGACAGUGGUAAAUUAAAUAUGAGAAUUUAGAAUUUGUUCCAUUGUUUUUCUUCCCAUGUCUCUUCACUUGACAGUUUAUUUCACAGCUUCGAGCUGUGCCUUGGGCUUUCCUUCAGGUUCCUUCAGAUUGUAUGCUAUGUACGAUUUCUUUGUUUUAAAAAAAAAAAAGAAAAAGGAGGAGAAAAAAGGGUUUUAAACACCUGCAAAAUUAUAGGUAAUUUCUGUAGCAUUAAGAAAUAUAACAGUUAAAGUGACAAUGACCGUAUAAAUCUAAAUAAAUAUCUUGUAAGUGGCUUUUUACGAUGUUUUAUUUUUCUAUACCUACCAAAGCAUUUGUCUCCUUAUUUAAAACUCUGCUAGAACAAUAAAUCGACUUAUUAAUCCCAGCAGUCCACUUUCCCUUUAACGACAGUCUUGGUUAUGAAAAGCUUUAUCAUAAAUCCUAUAUACUUCAAAUAAUCCUAUGGAAAGAAGUAGAAGCUCACCUCUUCCUCCUUUCAAAGUCAGUAUGAGAGCAUCCUCCCCCUAUCCCCAUUUAUUGUAUUCUUUUCUCACUGAUGUUGCGGAAUGAAAGGAAAUUGAAUUGUGUAAAUAUUAACAUGAGUAACCCUGUGUGACAUGUCAGGCCACAGAUCUGUUCUAUCCACCCUCUGACUACAAGCAAAGUUUUCCUUUAAUUAGAAUUGGACAAGAGAUACUGGUUUGACAGGCAUUUUAAAAGUGCAGAAGGCAAGAAAGCAGAUAAGAAGAAUAAUGAAUAGAUACCAUAAAAGUUAAAAUAAAUGUCUUUUUUUUUUUCCCUCAAUAGAAAUGUUUAGUGUAAGUCAAAUCUGAACGGUUAUUUUGGUCAUGGCAACUGCCUUCUCUACAUUCUGUGUGUUUGUAUUCUCUGCAUCCUGUGUGUAUAUAACCGUCUCUGUAGUGAAUAUCCCUGUAUGUGUAUUGUGAACGCCAAAUUCCAGUGAAUUAAAUCUGGAUGGCAAACCGGAGGCUAAAAUAGUUGGUUCGAAACAAUUCUCCAAUUCGACUUUUGUCACAGUAUGGCUAUAUUGGCCUCAGUUUUGCCAGUCUUAUUUAAUUUGUUAAAAUUUGCUGCUUUGUGAACUACCCUGUUUAAGAUAGACAAUACAAAAUGUUUGUGAUGUUUUAUCGAAAAUAAUGCCAUUGAAUGGUUCUAUAGACCUCAAAAUAAACCGUGAGGUCAAAGGUCUUGUAUUUGUUCCUAAAACACACCAGUUCAUGAUGUCACAGUCUGAAAAACUGUUACACCAUAUUGCCUUAAUAACCAUCAAAUGCAACUAAGUACACAAAAAAGCCAUUCGGUAACAUACUAAUGGGGGAGGACGGAGGUCGUUCACCCCAGGUGUUAACUAGGAGAGGGGUGCUUUCAGUCCAUACUGUAGCACAGUCAAGCAGGACGUUGGAAGAGGGUAUACAGGCUCCUCUAGGGUGGUGGAGGGAGAUACAUACAAGAGGGUUGGCGGUGGUCAAGCAGGAAAUUAAUGUGGAGGUAAACAUAUCGUAAAUGAGCAGAGGAGAGACCUAAGUGGGGAGGGCUGCAGAGAGCGACAAAAUUGGGUGACAGAAGGAGCGGGAAACAGAAGGGGAAAGGUGAUACAAAUUAUGUUGUACUACUCAAAGAGGUAUGAUUUGGUUCCCAUAGCUUCCUUGUACCAUAACCAAUACAAUAUGCUGUGGUGUCCAGGGCCAGAUUAAGAGCCCAGUGGGCCUGGUGCUGACAAUUAUGAUGGGCCUUAUUACAAAAUCUUAUUGACCAAAAACACUAAAACAGUCCUACCUCCUACACGUCAUGUAUCUGAUGGAGAUGGUGAUGAAGGGAAACUCAUAGGAUGCAGCUAUGAGAAAACACAUACCCUAUGCUAAUCUCACUCUUUCAACUUUCAAGUAAACCCAUACUCCCUAACAGCAGUGUCCAGUAAAGCAGGAGGUAUAUGGAUAGGGUAAAAGGGUGGGCCACUGAGACAAAUCACAUAACCAGAACUGCCAAAAGGGGCGAACAUACACAAAAUAGGGGAAUGUCUGUGUCUCCAUGUCUCCAAGUCCCUUAGUGUCUGUGUCCCCAUGUCUCCCAGUAUCCCCAUCUCACUAGGACACUAGGGGACAUUGAGAGACAUUGGGACACUGGGAGACAUGGGGACACUGAGAUACCAGGGAACACUGGGAGACCUGGGGACACUGGGAGACAUUGAGAAAUGGGAACACUGGGUGACUUUGAGACACAAGAGGACACUGGGAGACAUGGGGCACUGAGAUACUGUGAUACAUAGGGGACACUGGAAUAUAUAGUGGACACUGGAGACUUGAUAAAGACCAAAAAGGUGUGGUGUCCAAUAAACCUGCUUAAAUAUUUCACAGUGAGUGCCUGAGAUUUUUUAUACUGGGACACAGACACUUGGGGGCACUGUGAGACGUGGGGACACUGAGACACUAAAGACACUGAGAUACUAUGGACACAGAGACACCAGGGACACUGGGAGACAUGGGGAUACUGAAAUGCUAGUGACACUGGCUGGGAGACAUGGGGACACUGGGAGUGCCCUAUGUCUCCCAGAUCUCAAAGUCGCCAAGUAGUGGACACUGGAGACUUGAUAAAGACCUGGGUACAGGUCAAAACGUUUCGGUGUCCAAUAAACCUGCUUAAAUCUCCCAGUGAUUGCCUAAGAUUUUUUCUUUAAUACUAGGGGACACUGAGACACUAGGAGACAUGGGGACAAUGGGAGACAUUGGGACACUGAGACACUGGGAGACUAGGGGACUUUGGGAGACUAGGAAACACUGAAACACUAGGGACACUGGGAGACAUGGGGAUUCUGCAAUACUAGGGACAAUGGCUGGGAGACAUGGGGACACUGGGAGUGCCCCAUGUCUCCCAGGUCUCAAAGUCGCCCAGUGUCCCCAUGCCACUCAGUGUCCCCUAGUGUUUGUAUCCCCAUGUCUCCCAUUGUCCCUUAGUCUGUGUCCCCAUGUCUCCCAGUGCCUCAGUGUCCCAAUGUCUCCCAGUGUCCCCAUGUCUCCUAGUGUCUCAGUGUCCCCUAGUAUUAAAGAAAAAAUCUUAGGCAAUCACUGGGAGAUUUAAGCAGGUUUAUUGGACACCAAAACAUUUUGACCUGUACCCAGGUCUUUAUCAAGUCUCCAGGAAACUAGGGGACACUUAGAGACAUUGGGACACUAUGAGACAUGGGGACACUGGGAGAGACAUGGGGACACUGAGAGACUAGGAGACUAGGGACACUGAGACAUGGGGACACUGGGAGAAAUGGGGACACUGAGAGACUAGGGGCCAUUGGGAGACAUGGGGCCACUGUGUCCCUAGUGUCUCAGGGUCCCCAUGUUCCCCAGUGUCCCUAUGUCUCCCAGUGUCCCAAUGUCUCAGCGUCCCCAAGUAUCUCACCGUCCCCAUGUCUCGCUGGCUCGGAGCUUCUGUCUGGACUCUCUGUGCAGAGCUGCUCCCCCGCGGAUCAGUGAGUAGAGAGAAGGCAGGGAGGGAGAUGCUGUAACUUCUUAUCCCUGCCUCUCUCCACACAUACAGCGACCCUACUGGUCGGCACUGGUAUUGCAGAAUAAUCUCUAUUUAUACUGAGACAGACAUUUAUGCCUGAGAAAUACCUGGCAACCAUAAGAAAUACAUGAGAAAUACCUGGCAACCCUGCAGCUCCAUCAGCCCCUAUGUUAAUACGUCCCUGGUGGUGUCUAUGGUGCUUUGGCUGCCAACAGGAGUGGGAGUGCCAGUGAGGGCAACAUACUCUAGGUACAUCUCUAAUGCAAUCUGAGGAUUUUCAGGAGGAAACUGGUAAAAACAUACAUAACAAGCAUACAUUCAGUUCCAGUUUUUUUCAGUUUGUGAGUUAUGUUCGUUCUUCAUUUUUGCAUUCACAUAUAUUGUAUAAUUAUACAUAAUAUACUGUGAUAACGAUGCGAGUCAUCUAAGUCAGAUGCUAGAAAUAUUAUUGUGCCUUUUUUUUUUCUACUUAUUGCAUGUAGUGUGGUGACCAAAUAGUAAAUAAUUUUUUUCCAUUUUAAAAAUGUCUGGAAAUCAUUGAAAUUGACCCGUGGACGACUUAUUUAUUUAUAUAUAUUUAUAUAUUAUUAUUAAAAAAAAUUUAAAUUAAUUAAUUAAUUUAUUUUAAAUGUAAUUGCCAAAUUAUCAAGAUGGACCAUUAUCCAUGUCAGUGUACGAUUAAGUACUUUCCUAAUGGAUUUUUAUGGAAACUAGGAGCUGUUUAUCCAUAUGCUCUUAAAUGUUCAACCAUGAAUUUAGUUUGGUUAUACACAAUUUUAAAUAUUCCAUUUUAUGCUGGCAAAUUUCCAUCAUUGCCAAAGCCAUGGGGAGUAUAGAAGGCGCCCCUAAGAGAUCUUUGAAUGUUCCCAAUUUUACAGUCAUAUUACAGUAUUAAGUGAAGACCGCAAGCUCAGCCGUACUUUAAAUAUAAAUGUUCAUUGCUAUCUGGAGCAUGAAAUAUAUCCCAGGACGAUCACUCAUAUUUAAUGAUGUCGAAGGAGAAAAGCCACAUUCAUAUAUAUAAACAAAGUGAAAAUACCGGCACCCAAGGUUUUCCAGAAGAUAACUUCUCCAUUUAUUGCGGAAGAAAUUUUAUAUAUAUAUAUAUUUAUUUUUAUUUUAAAUGAAAUAGGAAGUUAUGUUUUAUGAGCUUUUUGCAAGAACACUUGCAUUUUGAUGUUAUUCAUUUGCAAAUAUAACAACCAUGCAGUUCGAUAUCUGGGAGCAUGGUGGUUGGGAUAGGCAGGCUGGGCACCCUUCAUCAUUAUUGCUACACAUUUCUACUAAUUAGGUUGCAGGCUUCAGGCAAGGGAUAGAGCAAGAUACAUUUAUAUAAAUCCUCACAUUAUAAAAGCUGGAAGGUGGUUAAAGAAGGCGCAUACAAAUUUAUUAUUGGGAGAGAUUUAUCAAAAUGUUGUGUUCUGCAAAGUUGCCCUCAACACGAAAUCAACCUGUACUGUUUUCACUUAAUUUGAUUCAUUUAUGAUUCUCAGUUAAUAUACAUGCAUCCAUCAUCUUGAAGGGAAAGUAUAGUCGAACUACUUUGGCUUAAAGGGUCACUCCUGGCACCUAAACAACCUUAUCUAAAUGAAGUUGUUAUGGUGCCACAGGCCCCUGGAGGCACUUUUACCUCAAGAGGUUAAACCAUUUUCGAACCCCUAAGUUUUCUCCAGCACCCGUCUCUGCUCCUCCCCGGCUGACGCUCUCAGCCAAUCAGUAACUCCCCAUUCAUUAAACUGCCUAGGAAAAAAACGUACUUUAUAGGAAGUACUUUGAGCUUUUUGUAAGUGAAAAUUCUGAAGCUGGAUGAGGCUGGAAGGAGUGAAGGGAACUUAGUGGUUAAACAGUUUGAGAACGGUUUAUCCGCUUGAGGUAAGAGUGCCUGCAGGGGCUUCCUGGCACCAUAACAACUUAAUUUAGAUGAAGUUGCUUUGGUGCCUGGCGUGUCCCUUUCAUUAAGCAGUUUUUGCUUAUAGAUCAUGCCCCUGAAGUCUCACUGCUGAAUUCCAUCAAGAUGUAAUAAUGUAUUCAGUUUCAAAUCCUAAAUCAACUCUGGGUGCUAUUAUCAGCGAUUACAUAUUAUCCCAUCUACACCUUGGGGUCACCUUGAGCAAUCUCUCUCAGCAUUCCCUGCCUCUCGCUCUUUUCUUUUGAUUUAUCUUUUCAUGUGUUUGAAGAUCAUAAGACUAAUUACUCCCCAAACAAUGUUUCUUUGUAGAUUUCUUCCAGUUUAAUGAAUGUGUCUUGAACAAACAUAAGUAAGAAAGCAAACCGUAUAAAAUAAAUGGUGGCUCUUGUAAUGCUGUAAAACUCUCAUUGUGUUGGUGUGAAAGGCCCAAGCAGAUGCAUGCUGGGUGUUUUUUUAUCUGCAUUGUCUGAUUGCUUGGUUACGGUGCAAAGUAAGACUAUCCUAUAAUUUAGAAUCCAUUAAUCCUUCUCAUUAAUAUUAAAUAAAAAUUUGAUUUUUUUUUUUAAAAACACAUAUUUACAUCUCUCUAUCUGAAUAUUUGUUCAUAUUAAUAGUGCGAAGGAGCCUUUGUAUUUCAUUAUUUGAAGUACAAAUUGCCACAUUCCUCUAAGUAGCUUUAUCUUUCUGAGCUGAAUUAGUGUUAGUGCCUAGUAGGAAUGGAAACGCUCUAUUUACCUUAUCUGAAGAAUAUAAUGUCUUUUUUUACUCUUGUAUUUUUUUUUCUGUUUACUACAUUAAAAGGAAGGUAAUCAUUAAAAAUAUUAACCCAAGGAACGCUGAGAAAUGCAAAAAAUGAAUUGUAUUUUUUCAGGCAAAUUUGAUUCACUAAAAAAACAUAUGCUAAGUUAAAGGGACACCAGAAUAACUAGAAUGUAUAGAGACUUUGGAUUAAGUCAGUAGAGCGGCUUCACAAACUCCACCAGAUUCAAUGGCAUGCCAAGUGAAGGUUUCAUCUGGUGAAGGCUUAAAGGGACAAUACAGUCAUCAAAACAACUAUAGCUUAUUGUAUUUGUUCUGGUGAGUAUAGUCAUUCCUUUCAGGCUUUUUGCAGUAAACACUGUCUUUUCAGACAAAAUGCAGUGUUCACAUUACAGCCUAGGGCCACUGGCCACUCCUCAGAUGGCUGAUAGAGGUGCUGCCUGGGGCCAUGCUGAAAUAAAAGUGUUGUUACUCUAAAUUUUUUGCGGAAGAUGUAUCAGGGUAAAAGGUAAACUUCUGGAUGCAAACUGCUAAAUAUCAAAUGCUAUUCUAUUGGUUCCCCUGGUGACUGCUCUUUACUCGGUGCAUGUAGACACUGGACUUUACCCUAUGCAUGUAGACACUGGACUUUCCUCAUAGAGAUGUAUUGAUUCAAUGAAUUUCUAUGAGGAGAUGUUGAUUGGCCAGGGCUGUGUUUAGCUUGUGCUGGUUCUGCCCCUGACCUGCCUCCUUGACAAGCUCAGCCAAGACAAUCUUUCUUGUGUGAAAGCAUUGUGAUUGGCUUUUAAACACCACGUCUGAUGAUGUCAGCCAAGCAGGCAGAUCAGGGGCAGAGCCAGCAGCAGCAGCAGACUGGAACAAAACUAAGAUUUUACUAUAUUAAGUGGGGCAAGGGGGGAUCAAGGGGCUAGAUGGUGUUUUAACUAUAGGUUCAGGAAUACAUUUUUGUGUUCUUUUAAUGAAUACUCUUCAUAAUUGUUAAAACCUAUCUGCACCACUGAAGUGCUCAUACUAAACAAAUAUUUUGUAGAAAAGAAAAUUAAUUUUUUUUAUUGUUUAAUAUACGUGCUCAGAAAAUCUGAGUUGUUUCACUGUGCCGUCUGCUACUACUAAUAAAUGUUUACUUUUAAACCGUAUCGUUUGUUGGCACAAGUACUAGUUAUAAUUAAAUUCAGUAUUUUUUUUUUUAUAUCCUGCUGAAGAUAUCAAUUCUGCCACAGCUGCCAUAAUUCUGACACAACUGCCAAAUGUUAGUGCUUUGUACAUCCUGGUCUUGAUUCUCAUUAGGCUUUUGCGGUAUUGACAUAUACUACUCAUAUUUAAUUCAUGUAUAUCAAUAUUAGAUCGCUAGUAGGUUUAAAUAACUCUACCAAAUGUUUGCCUGCUGCAAAUUUUGCUUUCAUCAUGUACUGCUAUUGCUAAGUGGUGGGUUUAACUUGUACCUCUGUAAGUUCCUGUGCAUUGGCUACACUAUGGGAGAGCUUUAGAAAGGCAAACUAUAUGCUAUUAUGGACAGAGCACCGAGUAAAGAGCAGUCACCAGGGGAACCAAUAGAACAGCAUUUGAUAUUUAGCAGUUUGCAUCCAGAAGUUUACCUUUUACCCUGAUACAUCUUCCGCCAAAAAUUUAGGGUAACAACACUAUUAUUUCAGCACUUUUGCAGAUUCUAAACAUUUUGUAAGCUUCCAUAUUCUAGAUUUGUCUUUUUGUUUCUGAAUCAUAUGUAGAUGUAUCCAUUCAUUUUCCUUAAAGAAAGUUGUGAUUAGGAAUUGUAUAUAUAUAUAUGUAAGUCUCGGUAAUAUGACAGCUAGUCAAUCAGAAAUGGACAAGUCAGAGAUUUAAUAUAUCAUUGAGUGCAUAUUGUUUGUCAGAAUAAAUAUUCAGUAACCUUCAUUCCCAGUAUGAAAUUCAUAAUGAGUACUCAAAGUAUGGCAAAGAUACAAGUAUGCAAAUAAAGCUCACAUGCAUUCAAUGCAGAUUAAUGUAAUUGAAUGCUAGAAUAACGAUAAAGAUGCUGAAUAUAACGUUGAUCAUUUCAUGUAUAUUUGUUUUGUGUCUUUUUUGUCUUAGAUAAGUUUUGGUAUUGCCGACUAUCACCUAAUCACAAGGUUCUACACUAUGGUGACAUUGAGGAGAGCCCCCAAGGAGAAGUACCACAUGAUUCAUUGCAAGAAAAACGUAAGUCACCUGAAUAUUCACUAUAUCACUUUAAAACAUGCAUUCAAUUAGCUAGCAAGGUUUUCAUACAUAAUUUGAUGUUUGAGAUAUCCACCUACAUUUUUGUGAGACGUAAGACUUUUUUUUCCAAGAAACUGUGCAUGCAGCAUCAGCUGGUAAGAUAGUUCAGUUGGUUAAUGCAUCAACUGCAGAAAAUGUUCAAACGUAAUUGUCACAUGUUCUCUUCUUGGUUGAGUCUUCUGGGCUUUUUUUUCUUCAAAGACAAAUAAACUCAGUAUUAUUACAUUGAAUAGGAUAUCUAUUAUUCAGCUACCAAUUCAGUUAAAUCUGCGAAUGUACGCUAAAGCGCUUGGCUUUCCAAUGGGGAGAAGGAUUCAGUGUAAAAAUAGAUUGUAUAAUGCAUUAUUACAUUUAUAAAACUGUCAGUCUAUGUGGCAUUCAUCAUCAUCAGCAAUAGAUUUUAAACUUUCCAUAGAAACACUGCUGAUUAACUUUCUCCAUGUGAAUGGCUUUUUGGAAUUACCAUCUUAUAUCCAUAUAAAAACGGUGUUGGUUUACGUGGUUGCCUGCGUUGUGAUAAUAGAUGGCGCCGGGUUGGAGCUUGUGGACUUUAGCAUUAUAGAUUAAGGAUGAUUGGCUUAGGACCAGUAGAAAACAUUCCUAAUGAGUUGAUUGAAAAGGCUCACCACCCCAGUCAUUGCACAUUGGGAAGUCAACCACAGAUUUAUGUUGGAGAUUAUGUGGCAACAAAGACACUUUUUUACACACGUGGUGGUCCUGUUCCAAGGUAGUAUGCUCUUGGCACUCUGCCCAAAACCUCUUCACCUUUGUAUUUCAUUGGCAUUUUCAGAACCUCUGGAUGGGUUCCCCACUCACCAGCAGAAACUCUACAAUAAGGGCACUAUGGCGGCCUGUAGUAGGGCUGUGGUUUCCAAAUGGUUGCAGACAGAAUUCCCUUAUCUGCAGGAGGUAACCGCUAAAAUUAAUGACACGCACACAGCCUCACCUCUAUAAUACAUAAAUCCUAGCCUGACUAUGACUAUGCUGUCUGAUAGAUGGUUGCCUUACAUGCUCUCUGCUGAGGAGAGUUCCACUUUUUUACUUGGUAGCUCUCCUUAAUCAGAGGAUUAGAGAUAUGGUGUGGUUUUGUUUUUUUUUGGGGGGGUGAGCGCUGUUAUGCUUCUUUAAGGUUACUAUAAUAAUGCUGCUGCUGUAUUAUGACAUGUAUCAUUGUUUUUAACUUGCUGCACUGGUUUACAAAAAAAGAAGUUUAAAAGAGGGUAACUCCAGGCACUAACACAUGAUUGGGACUAUAUCUAUGUUUGAUUACUGUUACUUGUGCUUGAUGUUUUUGUGCAGACACAGACAAAAACAUACAACCAAUAUACCCACCAGAGAAACACAUAUUUUACAUACAGCCUGCACACACAGAGGGCGAGACACAAAACUCCACAUGUUUGCUAAUUAAUUCCAAAUGGUUAAAAUAUACAUUUCUGGCUAUAGCAGAGUCGGAGUAUUUUUCCAGAAGAGCUAUUUUGGCCUCAGUUUUUUUUUUAUUCAGAUUAAACCGGGGGUGGGGGGAGUUAGUGAAUAACCCUGCAAAUGUCCAGGUCUAGGCAGGGUAUCACCAAAUACACAUUUUUGUUCCAUGGAAUAUAGGGUGUAGAACCAAUAGUCUAAUGACAGAGAGAGCAUUAUGGGAAAUUAAUUUAUGUGUGAAAUGAGCUGAAGAUUGACACGAGCUGGAUUCUCUUCAGAGAUGAACACUAGCAAAGCCUUUGCCAUUUGACCAGUGUUGUUAACAAGGAGUAGGGCAGGCACAGACUGAGGGGAACAGCCGUGUUUUCGUGUUCUAUAAAUGUGUUGCAAUUCUAAUUAAAGAGACAUCGAAAUUAUGUUUUAUUUGCUUGUAACAGAAUGAUGAAUGAAAAUUACCCACUUUGUGUUCCCUGUACUGACAGCAUAUACUUCAUUAGGAUUAAUGAUUGAAAACCUGUGCCCAGAAAAUGUGCUUUUUAUUAGAAAUAAUACAACAAAUAAGAACUGACUUGCCUAAUGUAAUGCAUAGGUUUCUCUCUCUCUUUGUAAGCCAGAAAGUCCACUGGAUUCUUAAAAAAAACAAAAAAAACAUGACAUGUGCACAGUCGUUAUUCGGCAUGUGCUAAAACCUUAAUAAAAUAACUCUGUGACACCAUUUCUGUUGGAGUAUAAAGUCCACAGCUUUAUUAAAAAUUUUAAUUCAACAAUUUAACAAUUUAGGGUCAUUGUCACAAGUAUUAAUUAUGUCCGACCUUCUUGCCCAAUACCCCCGACAAUGACCCUACCAAAUAACAUAAUAAAACAUUCCAAUAAUACAUAACGUUUAACCCAUGGCCUACCAAAGAGGCCCCAUAACCAUAUGUUUAACUGUAGGGGUGUACCCAGACACCCCUACACCCCCAGAUUCGUAGCCACCAACGAGCUAGAACCUACAAACCAUUUUCCACUCCGGCAUAGUCCAGCCUAGACCUUGGCCUGCCCACUUCCUAUUCCACCUAAAUCCUCUUUAACCCAGGCCCUAUUCCCGCCGCUGUGACCAAACGGGAAACUACCUACCAAACAAGACAACCUAACACAAAGGGAGGGUGGGCGGGACAAGUAUCAAGUAAGUGUGAUUUUGAUUAAAAAGGCCAGUUCACCAAAAUGGCUGUUAUUUAAACCCUUAUUCUCCUCCCCCCCUGUCCAGACAUUACUUUUCCACACCCCUUGACCUUAACUUCACCUGCCAACUCUCUGGCCCUGUCAAGGCCCACUCCCCUCCUGUGUUGCUCCAUGGGCUUCAAAAACAAAGGUCUUUUAGGUGCCUCAUUUCUUAAACAUGUUUCCUACUGUAUCCCACUUAGAACUUUAUCUAGCCCAGAUGCAUAGCCUAACUUAUACCACAGAGACUAUUUCCCUCCUUACCCUUGUGUAUUCUUACACAGAGGCAUAUAUUAGUAGAAGUAAGAGCCUGUAACAGAGUAAGAAUUGAAAGAAGGGGAUAGUCUGAAAGAAAGACCAAGGAAGGAAAGAUGGAGAAAUUCUGAGACGAAGACUGAUGGAAAUAGACUUGUGCACAGUGGAAAUUCAGAUCAUCUGAAAUUAAUUUUGCCCAUUAGUCAAUUUAUUUCAGACAAAAAUUUUUGAUAUUUUCGGUUUGGAUUUUUCAGAUAAAAUGAAAAGUACCGACCACUAGACAUGUACAAAAAAGGUGAAGCAGGAUUGAUUGACAGAGAUAAUUUAGAAAAGAGGUAGAAUAGUAAGGAGAGAAAAGGCAUAGACACAGGUGGGAAAGGGGACAACUGAAAUAGAGAGGCAUAAUAAUAAAGGGGGGCUGAAAAAUAAAUUAGCUGGGGGGGAAAUAUGAGUAGGAAAAUAGGCUAAUAUGUAAUUAUAGGAUUGUGGCUGACCCUCAGCCAUUAAGGGGCAAAAUGCGCAAAUAUUUCUCGGUGUUAUUUAAGUUGUCCCCUUCCCCACCUGUCUCCAUGCCUUUUCUGAGAGUAGUGGUGUUAUGGAGACAAGCUCAGGCACCGAGUGUAGUGGAGUUGUGGAUAAAUUCUCCGGCACCGAGACUAUGGUGAGGCCUAAUAGAAAGAAAUUAUUGGAGGAUUCUAUCAUAAGAGGUGUGGAGCUGGACAAUAGUGGUCUUGUGAGAUGUCUUCCCAGAGAUACUGCUCACAGAGGCAGGAGACGUAUUUGUAAUAUUGUUAAGUGAGCAAAGCAGGAAGGGGAAUUGGAUGUACUUGUCCAUCUAGGGACAAAUGACUUGGCUAGCAAUGAGGUUUCAGAGGUAAAGGACGUUUUUUGUGUUUUUGCCAAUGAUAAACAACAGGUCGCUUCCACACUGUCAUUUUCUGAAGUUCUGCCUGUGCAUAACACUCAGAACUACAGGCGGAUGUGUAUUAGGGACUUUACUUGCAGCUUGGUGAAUGGUGUCGGGAGCAAGGAUUUGGCUUUAUUUCUCAUGGUAGCUCUGUUUGGAGUGGAAAUAAACAGUACAAAAAAGAUGGUUUGCAUCUUUCUCAAAAGGGAACAAAUGUUCUCAGUGAGCAGUUUCGGAAUUUUUGCUAGGAUGUAUUUCAACUUAGGGGGUGGGGGUGGUCAAAAGGGUGAUAAACAUCAAUCCAAUUGCCCCCCAAAACAAGGACAGAAUGUGCCUGUAGCAAGUGUGUAAAAAAUGAUAAGCUUAGAAUCAUGUCUACAAAUGCUUGCAGUUUAGGGAAUAAGAUCCAUGAACUUGUGGCAAUAAUGGCAACUGAUAAUGUAGAUUUAGUCUCUGUUACUGAGACAUCGUAAAAUGAGAAAAAUGACUGGGACAUAGCAAUACCAGGGUACUCUUUAUGUAGAAAAGACAGGAAGGGCAAGAAAGGAGAGGGGUAUGUGAAGGAUAAUAAAAUCCAUGAACUUGUGGCAAUAAUGGAAACUGAUAAUGUAGAUUUUGUCUCUUUUACUGAGACAUGGUAUAAUGAGAAAAAUGACUGGGACCAUAGCAAUACUAGGGUACUCUUUAUAUAGAAAAGACAGGAAGGGCAAGAAAGGGGCCCUGUAUGUGAAGGAUAGCAUAAAUCUAGCCAAAUAAAAGUUAAUGAGGCGAACAUAGAGUUCGUUUGGGUUACGUUAGAAUUUGGAAAUCACACAGUAACUCGUGUAGGUGUGAUUUAUAGGCCCCCAGGACAAAUAGAAGAGUUGGAUAAUCUAUUAGUUGAGGAAAUAGCUAAAAUUACCAUGAAGGGGCAAGUUAUCAUCAUGGGUGACUUUAAUCUUCCUGAUGUGAACUGGAAAACCAACAUAGCUGCUUGUGCCAGGAGCACUCAUAUUCUAAACUCCCUACUGGGAUUGUCUCUAAAACAAGUCAUUGAGGAGCCAACUCAUAAAAAGGCCAUACUAGAUUUAGUGUUAACAAAUGGAUAUUUGGUAUUAGAUAUUACUGUAGGUGAAAGUUUAGCACCCAGUGAUCAUCAGUCAGUGUGGUUUAAUAUAAGAACAGUGACUGAGUCACACCACACAAAAACAAAAGUUUUAGACUUUAGAAAAACAGACUUUUCUAAAAUUAGAAUAUGUGUAAAGGAGUCAUUAUCAGACUGGAGUCCAAGAGUAAUGGGAUUAUUUAAAAGUUGCUCUGCUGAAGGCAACAGAAAAUUGCAUUAGGCUUGUCCGUAAAAACAAAAAAUUUAAGAAAGCACUGUGGUACUCUGCAGAUGUGUCCAAAAUAGUAAAAAACCAAAAAGUUAGCAUUUAGUAAUUCUAAAAAAAAAAACAGAGUGAGGAAGAUAGACAAAUCUAUAAGAUUAGGCAGAAAGAGGCUAAGCAAGUUAUAGGAGCUUCCAAAUUACACACAGAAGAGAAAAUAGCACAGUCAGUAAAAAAAAAGGGGGACACAACAUUUUUUAUAUAUUUAGAUAGAUAAAUGAGAAAAGGAAAGUAAAAUAUGGAUUACUUAGAUUAAAAACAAAAGAGGAAGGUAUGUAGAAGAGGAUAAAGGUCUAGCUGACUGCCUCAAUUAAAUAUUUUUGUUUAGUAUUUACAGAUGAAAAUGAAGGAAAGGGGCCUCAGUUAGGAAAAAGGACAAAUGAGUCAUUUGUUACAUGUGAGUUUACAGAGGAAGAGGUUCUAUUUCAACUGUCAAAAGUAAAGACAAAUAAGUCAAUGGGACCUGAUGGAAUACACCCAAAGUUAUUAAAAUAGUUUAGUGGUGUUCUAGCAAAACCAUUAACAGAUGUAUUUAACCAAUCAUUGUUAACAGGAAUAGUCCUAGAAGAUUGGAAGUUAGCGAAUGUUGUGCCCAUUCACAAGAAAGGUAGUAGGGAGGAGUCUGGCAACUAUAGGCCAGUAAGCCUUACUUCAGUAGUGGGGAAAGUAAUGGAAACCAUGUUAAAGGAUAGGAUUGUUGAACAUGUAAAAUCACUUGGAUUUCAAGAUCAGAGACAACAUGGGUUUACUUCAGGGAGAUCCUGCCAAACUAAUCUAUUUUUGAUUGGGUAACUAAAAUAAUAGAUCAGGGUGGUGCAGUAGACAUUGCUUACCUAGAUUUCAGUAAGGCUUUUGACACUGUUGCACAUAGAAGGCUUUUAAAAUAAACUGCAAUCUUUAAGUUUGGAUUCAAAUAUUGUUGAAUGGGUAAGGCAGUGGCUGAGUAACAGACAACAAAGGGUUGUAGUCAAUUGAGUAUAUUCAAAGCAUGGUCUCACCAGUGGGGUACCUCAGGGAUCUGUACUUGGACCCAUUCUCUUUAAUAUUUUUAUUAGUGAUAUUGCAGAAGGUCUUGAUGGUAAGGUAUGUCUUUUUGGUGAUGAUACUAAGAUAUGUAGCAGGGUUGAUGUUCCAGGAGGGAUAGGCCAAAUGGCAAAUGAUUUAGGUAAACUAGAAAAAUGGUCAGAGUUGUGGCAACUGACAUUUAAUGUGGAUAAGUGCAAGAUAAUGCAUCUUUGACAUAAAAACCCACAGGCAGAGUACAGAAUAUUUGAUAGAGUCCCAAGCUCAACAUCUGUGGAAAGGGAUUUAGGGGUAGUUAUUUCUGAUUAAAAGUACCUUUAAGGAACUUAAAGGUAGGCAGACAAUGUUAUAGAGCAGCAGGAAAUGCUAGCAGAAUGCUUGGUUGUAUAGGGAGAUGGAUUAGCAGUAGAAAGAGGGAAACGCUCAUGCCGUUGUCCUCACUUGGAGUAUUGUACGCAGUACUGGAGACCGUGUCUCCAGAAGGAUAUUGAUACUUUAGAGGGAGUUCAGAGAAGGGCUACUAAACUGGUUAAUGGAUUGCAGGAUAAAACUUUCAAGGAAAGGUUAAAGGAACUUAACAUGUAUGUGUAUUUGUAUAUGACUAUAUUUAAAAGAAGAAAAACUAUCACAACAAGAGGACAAAGUCUUAAAUUAAAGGGACAAAGGUUUAAAAAUAUCAAGAAGUAUUACUUUACGGAGAGGGUAGUGGAUGCAUGGAAUAGCCUUCCAGCUUAAGUGGUAAAGGUUAACACAGUAAAGGAGUUUAAACAUGCGUGGGAUAGGCAUAAGGCCAGGAACUAAUAAAAGUAUUUAGAAAAUUGGGCAGACUAGAUGGGCCGAAUGGUUCUUAUCUGCCGUCACAUUCUAUGUUUUUAUGUAUUCUUGAGGACUUAAGCACUUUUUUAGUGCUUAAACAAAUAAAUAAAUAAGACAUUUAAUGCAGAUAUUUGUUUUGUGUUCAGUGUGUACAGAAAGCAUGUCAAACCCAAAGUCUAGCAAGGGCCAAAUAAACAAGGUUUAAGUUUAUGUGGGCCCCAAAAAAAGAAAACCUGAAAUUUUCAUAGAAACUUAGGUUUAUUUUGAAAUGUACAGUAUAAAAAAAAAACAGCAUCCCCCUCUACUAAACCACAGCACCCCCCAUUUACUAAAUCCCAGUCCCCCCACUCUAGCCAACAAGCAGACUCCACUCACAUUGCCGCUGUCAGUAUGCAACUCCGUAACCCGGCGUCUGGUAUAUCCCAAAUGGAGCUGUCCGCACCCUGUGCCAAAGCAGAUCCUCCCACUACUUCUUGACACCACGUGAAGGUUGGAAUGUGACGUGGCGUUGCGUGCCUCCGUGCACCUACGGGUCCUCCACUGUCCAGGCACGGCCAUCGCAACACUGACUGACACACACACACACUCACUGACAGACACACACAUACACACUGACAGGCACAUGCACAGACACACUCACUGACACACACACACACACACUUUUGAAAGCCACACUCAAUGACAGACAGUCAGACACACUGACAGACAGACACACUCACUGACAGACUGACACAAAAACUCACUCCCUGACAGACACACUCACUGACAGACACACACACACUCACUGAAACACAGACACACACACAUUAUAAUAAUUAUGCCUGGGUUCCAGUGGGGUCUUCUGUCUGGAGAUCUUCUUCCUGCUCCUCAUGGCUCACUCGCACACAGUUUAAUGAUGCCGGGCGCCGGAAUAUAAUGGAAUAUAUUACCCUGGCCGGGUAAAUUAUAGCAGAGUAGGUACCUGCAAUGUGGGGAAUACAGGUGCCUACUCUGCUUGGAACAUUAGGCAUGUGCUCACUGGCCUGCAAAGCUGUUCAUUGUGGGCCGCGAGUUUGACAUGCUUGGUUUACAGUAUCUAUAGAGUAGGGGUAAGCAACCUUUUACUGGUACUGUGCCAAAACACGAUCUUGAAGUCCCUUGGCGUGCCUGUCCUAUUUUUUUUUUUUUUAUUGAGUUGUGUAUGUUGCUGAAUUGUGCUUGUGUUAUUUAUGGGUGCUACAGUUGCUUUGUAACAUUGUAUGUGAGCUGUUAUAUUGUAUAUGUUCAUGAGUAGUUUGUGAUAUUGUGUAUGAUACUUAUGAAUGUGCGCUUUGCAUCGGGAAUGCUUGUGAAAUUGUGUGGCUGAUAUGUCAAAUUGUGUGUUUGGUUUAUGUGUUGGGAUGCUUGUGGUAUUACAUGUGAGUCUGCUUGUGGAGUUGUGUGCAUGUAUGUGGAUUGUCAGUGGUGGUGUGCUUGUGGGAACUGUGGAUGGGCUGUUUGCAUUAUUUGUAUAGGGGAGACUUAUUCUGCAUCUCUGUAUAUAUCUAGCAGUGUGUGUGGCUUUCCUGGGGUCCAGUGGGGACCGGGCUGGCCAGGUACUGGACUCCUGAUAGUCCAGAGCUUGUUUGACUCUGGCAACCUUGAGUGCACUGCAUAUGCACCUCAAAUGCCAAUGCUCUGCACACGUGCCAUAGGUUGCUGACCCCUGAUCUAGGGAAAACAAUAACUUGGUCUGUUGCCUGUGUUCCUUCUCCUUCUGCAUAAUCAUUACAGUGAGCUUGAAUUCAUUCCUUAGAAAGGUAAAUUGCGGUUACAAAUAGUACUGUAUUGCUCCAAGGAGGAGACAAAACAGUGUGUCCAAAAAGAAAAUGGCUGUCUGAAAAGGUCAUUGAUAAUAUGGAAAGUGUAAAAUUGUAGCAGAGUGCAAGAAAAAAUUCAAUGAAAACUGUGUCUAGUAUGGCAGAUUAUGUUUGAUUAGCUGAUAUGAGUAUACUAUACAAUGUUGGUGUUCCAUAAAUGUAAAUAUGUCUUGACAGAUUCUAGGGAACAUUUCCUUAUCACACCGAAAAUGUGUACAGAGUGACAUUUCACACCUGUUACUACGUUGCAAUAUUGUGUGAGAUGUUUGUAGUCUUGCAAUCACAAAACAACAAUCAAAGCAACUACAGCAGUGUACGUGCUGUGAAUGUAAAGUGGGCCACCAUCAGUAGGCAUGUUCUUCCUCUGACUUUCUUGGUAUACACUGCUAUGCCUUUAGCAACUGUGUUUGGCAUUGUAACAAACCACCUCUUUUACCGGUAGGAUUUUGUCACAGAUCUUAUGGUAACCACAGCCUUCUAGAGUAAUCAAAGUCCAGGACACAUUCAGCUUAGUUUUUCUGAUUUAUUUGGUGCAAAAUAUAUAGGUACUUCAAAAUAAAAUAAACAAAACAAAAUUCCUUGUUCUUGUUUGAGCACUUACUAAACAGAGUAAUUACUAUCUGGAAUUGGGUGGCUUUCCCACUUACCAAUUUACAAUAGCAAAAUAUAGCUGCAAAACACACCAUUCCUAUGGCUCUUUCUCCCUCACUCUGCAGCAGGCUGAUCCCUUCUUUUAAAAGCCUGCCUGCUAAUUGACCAGCUAUAGGUGAGUAUCAAUUAGUUCACAUACAAGUCCUGGUCUGGCUGUUAAAUAGCAACUAGUGCUGUUGGAGCAUUGGCCCACCCUGCUCUCCAAAUGCUCCACCCCAGGGACCCUUACCAUGGUUUGCAGAGUACCAACAAUGUAUCUUGCAAACCUAAAAUCUCUCCCUGGGGCAUUUAAUUGAGAAACCUCAUUCUGCCGUUUAGUAAAUCAGGCCUAAUGUAUCUUCCCUCAACAACCAUUCCACAUUUUCUUUCACAGCAUGUAUUGGUUGACAGGUGUGGGUGUCAAUGUAGAGGUGUAUUUUAAUGUUCUUUAAUAUUAGCUUUUUUUGUACAGUGGCAGGUACACUUUAAAUGGAAGCCAUGUUAUCAUAAAUACCCAUGGUGUUUAUUCUGUACCCUACAAGAACAGAAAUCCGUAAGAGGCGGGGAACCUUUUUCUUUAAAUUGGCACUUCAAAAAACACAUUAACAUGCUUUUAUCGAUUUCGAAACAGCAAGAUUAAAUUUGUCUGAAGGAUUGGAAUGCCUGCCAAACUUAUAAAAUAUAAGCCUUCCUUCUAAAGAGUUAUCCUUCUCCACAAUCUGACAGUAAAGAACAGAUUAUUUAACACCCAGUUUAAAAAUAUAUUGUUAAAUAUGAAUUGCUCAUCUAACUUCAUUCCCAUGUUGUAGUCUAAAAUAUGUUGUGCAGCAUUUCCUGAGCAUUUUGAAAGAAUCAAAGCUGAUUUUUAUUGUAUGCACAAGUAGGCUUAAAGCGGCACAGUCUUCAAAAAUAAACUUCAUCUAAUCUGUUUCUAUAUAGCUCCCUGUGUCUAAAUCUAUGUUUAUUAUUUCCUGAAUUCUCUAGUUUUUAGUAAACACAUUAAUACAAUUAGGGACUACUUGUCCUCAUGUAUGGCAGUCGGGUUGACAAAACUUGACAAUGGGCGGAGUUUAAAGAAAGGUUCAGUUUCUGUUGCCAGUCAAAUUUACCCACAAUCCAUCAAUAAAAAUCAAUCACACAAAAAGGCAACUGCAGAUAUCAUGGGCAGAGGGGGACAAAAUGGCUGCUCCCAGAUUUUGAGAUUUGGCACAAGGAAAAAAGCAUAAUAAAUAUAAAUAAAAGCUGGAGGGGGUAUUAUUAUUAAGAUACAUGGAGCAUAAGGAGAGGAAAACCAAAAAAAAAAAAAAAAGACAGGUCCGCUUUAAGGGUUUUUUUUUUUGGUGUCCAUUCUACAAGUCAUUGAGGUAUAGCAUCCUCCCCAGGUGACUUUGGUCACCCAGUUGAUAUUAAAAUGUAAUGGCCUGGUUCCAUAGAACUGUAACGUAUGGGAAUUGGAAGGAAAAAAUAAUUACAGAUUUGUAUCACUGUUAUAAUGGGCUCAUGUCUUUAUUUUGAGCAUGCUUUUGCAGUGCAGUGACCUGAAAGCAUUGUUCCAAAACAAAAGCAUUUUAGAAUAAAACAAACCUUGCACACUUCUCCAAUGUAUUACAGACAGGCUAUCUUUAAUGUUCUUUCACUGUGUAAUCUUCUCACAGUUAUUAAAUGUCUGAGAUUUCCAGAAUGAAAGCAGGAAACAUUCUGCGGAUUAUCUCCUUAAUGGUAAUUACAGUAGGAGAUUUGGCAUAAACUGUAAACAUAAAUAAGAUCACAUUGUCUGCAAAAUUAAUCCUCUUGUUUGUGUUCAGCAAAAUAAAGGAGAUUGGGCGGUACAUAAAGUCAUUAGUUAGAAAACGGAACUGGAGAAUGGUCUCUUACACAAAUUAGUUCUGAUGUUUUGUUUAUUAUAAAUGGUCUCAGUGAAUAAUUUAAAGAUGAACUGUCAUGUUUGAUUCACAGUUGUGAUGAGCAAAAAAAUAAAUAAAUAAAACACAUUAAAUUGUUCAGAGUGACAGUAUUUCUCCAUAAUGCUCAGGGAUUACCCUGGCGCAAAAAAAAAAAAUGCCAUACGAGCAUGUGUAUGCUCAGGCAAAUAGCUUCAGUUGAUAGAGACACUGCAGCUUUUUUGCACAGCCAAUAACUUCUCUAUAGUGAUAAGGUUAAAGGACCACUGCAACACCAUAAUUACUACAAACCACUGUAGUGUUUAUGGUGCCAAAUGUGCCCUGAUGUCUUCACAGAGUAACUUGUCAAACUGUUGACAACUAAGUCACAAAAGCUGCUUUAUGCCUCCCCUGCUGCCUGACGUUCCUGCCACUGACCUAAUCCCAGCCAUGCAAGGAGAGUUCAUCUAGUGUUCUGAGCCAAUGAGCCGGCCCUACGCUACAGAGUUUAGGAAGGAAAAAUGAGCUCAUAGCACAAGAGAAGGCAGUAAUAGUCCAUUGGGAACUGGGUAAUGUUGUGAAACCAUUUUACUGUGUAUUCUGGCAGGGUGCCAGAACACUCCUGGCACCAUAACCACUACAACUGCCUUUAUGGUGCUCAGAUUGUUCCUUUUAUCAAUCUCGCUAAAGAGAAGCAUUCUCAUAACCGACCUCCAAAAUCCAUGCCUGAUUCUGGUGACAAUGUUUGAUUAAAGGGAUACUAUAGUGCCAGGAAAACAAAACCGUUUUCCUGGCACUAUAGGUUCCCACAGUGCCCCCCUCCCAUGGCGCUGAAGGGGUUAAAACCCCUUCAGUCAUUUACCUGAAUACAGCGCUGGAUCAGGCUCUGCCCACGCUCCCCCACCGACAUCAGCCGUCGGAGUGCUAAUGUGCAUGCCUGGCAAGUGGCGUGCUAUAGGGUUCCCUAUAGGAAAGUAUUGUUUUAAUGUCGGGGAUUUGAUUGAUGCUGGAUGUCCUUACGCACAGCGUGAGGACGUCCAGCAUCAUUUAGGCAACUUUUGGUCUCCUAACCACCUGGAAGUCACUAGAGGUGGCGCUAACCCUGUGAUGGAAUUAUUGCAGUUUCUCAGAAACUCCAAUAAUUACCACUGUAGGGUUAAGGGACAUGGAACACUGCAAUGAGCUGAAGUGGUCUGGAUGCCUAUAGUGUUCCUUUAAUGAUAAACAUGGAAUGUAAAUACAUUUGUAGUAAAUCCUGAACACAUAUAUUCCACAUUGUAGGACUGCAAAGUACAUAUGCUUUUUAAGAUGGGACUUAUUGAGCUAUCUGUUUCUUACUUUUGUUCAACCAUUCAAUUAUACUGAAUCCUAUCCUACAGACUAAACUUUACAAGUCUCUAUAAAAGUCACUUCUUAGAGUCUGCAUGAUGUAAUGAUUGACAUGGUGGCACUUUAUAUGCAAUAAAAUGUCAUGUAUGCAAAGUGCUUGACAAAUUGCCAACACAUUUUAUAGAUAAUGUUAGUCUAUUUUAAGGAUUCAUUCUUGUACCUUUAUGCUUGCAUAGAUACCAGCUUAUUCCCAGAAUGCUGUGCGUGCAUGCUCUUAAAGUUUCUUCUAAAACAGCACAUGCCAAAAUAACUAAGCUGUACAAGUUUGGUUAAGAUUUUUGGUCUAUCGUAUCAUGCGCUAUUUUAUGAAGGCACAGCUCAAAGAAAUUAAUUUACGCAAAGUCCUUCAGUAAGAGACGUAAAGAUGUAAAAAGAGAUAGUCUAAGCACCAAAAUCACCCCAUCUUCAUGUAGUACUUGUUGGGGCAUAAAUCCUGCCCCUGCAGCUUUGCAAAUGCUUAAAUUUUUCAGUUUCCACGCCUACUAGUACUUGGCAGGGAGACAGCCUCUAGGGGUUCCGGACUGAAACAGUUUCCAUAAUGUAAUCUAUUUUUUGUUUGAAAGCAUACUUAUGUGGAUUACUGCAUGUCUAAUGCAUCUCUAUGAUGACAAGCAUCUGGUUAAACAUCAUCAAUCGUAGUCUCACUGGAGAAGGAUCCGUCUGCAAUCAGGAGUCUCUCUUGGCACUGAGAGAAAUUAAAAAAUGUAUGUCUAUUGGCAUCACUAUCAAAGAUGGGAUUAUUUACUGUGUCUUUUUAGAAUUCUGCUAGGCAUUAUUGAGAAAACUUUAUCUGAAAUCACAGUUAUAGGUGCAAAUAAUGUUGAAGAAUCCCAAAGUGUAAAAAAAAAAAAUUAAAAAUUAAAUCACUAUUUAUAGUGAGAAUUUGGGUAUUUAUUCUUUUUUGGGGAGAGCAAGCUUCAAUGAGUAGCCAAAACUACCAAUUAAAAUUAGCCUCUCCUUUUGUGCCUCAUCUUAUACACCUUGUAUGUUAUAACCCUAAACAUAGAUAUGUGUAUUCUAUAUGGUAUGGUAUCUAACCUAGAGGAACAGAAGCAUUAUUGGUGCAAAAUGUACAUUAAAACUAUUUUGCCUUAAUUGUGUUUGUUUUGUGUUUUAGUGCCCAUAGCAGACAUAAAAGCAAUAGUGACUGGGAAGGACUGCCCACACAUGAAGGAAAAAGGAGGCAAACAGAACAAGGUGAGAGGAAUCAUAUUCCACCUCGUAUUAAGUGAAAUGUUAUUCUCUUUUCCUGUAGUGAUUCAUCAUAGCCAAAUGUUUCUUCCCAGUGACACAAUUUAUGUCACUUCGUUAAGUAAGUCUGUAAUUAACAGAUGACAUCUACGGAUGCCUUGAAGCCAUCAUAGUAGGAUAAUUGCACAGUAAGCCCUUUACAUGUCAGAAUCCAUAACACUAAUGGAACUAAUAGUUUUUAUAUCCUUUAUAACUGUUUGGUUUGCAUAGUAAUCCAAUAGAAUUCAUCUAGAUACUGAUCAAAUAGGUUUAACCAUUUUACAGUGCACUUUUUCUGGAUACAUUUUCUAUGAAUAAAAGGUUGUUAAAAAAAGAAGAGAAAAUUGAGUUACCAAGAUGGAAGCAGUGGCUUGUUUAUUAAUCACGCUCAGAACAUUCUUAAAUAUAUUCUGGAUUUAUUACAUAUAUAUAUUUCCAUCUUUCAUUUGACCACUUUUCAUCUCGUUUUAUGUUCCCGCUGUUGGAGAUCCCUAUUGCUUCAAAGAGACAUAGCAGACUCCUGGCCAACUGAGAUGCAUAUUGAAGAUAAUGAUAAAAUUACUUAUCUUGCUUAACAUUCGUGCUCCAUUUUUAUAUAAAAUGCACGAAGUCCAGCUCAUUAUGAUCUUCUAUUCUUCAGGGAGUUUCAGAUGUUUUUUUUCUUGGUUUUUCCUUUCGUGUCUUUCAUUUUUUUCCGUUCUGCUUUAUUUUCCAUCCUUCCUCGUUGCUUUUCUUGCUUUUUUUUACUAUAUUGCUCCAAUUUUAUUCUCUAGUCUCUCAACUACAUGUGUAGUUUUUAUUGCAAUACAUUCCCCCCGCUGUCCCCCCUCCACAGUAUUUUAUUUUCAUUGUUAUAGUAAUGGAUUAUGUCACAUUUUCCAUAUGGUUUCUCUAUUUGAAUUACAAGCGUGUGAAUCUGAACAGGGUACAUUCUCUCUCCUUCCUCUGUUUCUUUAUAUUAUUUUUAUAUUAAAAAAAUUAAAAAAAUCUGUUCAAAUAAAAUAAAAAAGCAGACACGUCAUUUCAAAAUAUAUAUAUAUGUAUAUAUAUAUAUAUAUAUAUAUAUAUAUAUAUAUAUAUAUUACUGUUACUACAACAAAUUGUGUUUGUUCCCCAAAACACAGACACAAUUGCAAGCAACCAUAAUACUUUGCUUGUUUAAUUUCUGCGAUCAUUCUGAUUUUUACCAUAAAAUGUAUUGUGGACAUUAUAUAUCUAAAUUCUUAGUAAUUCUGGUUGCAUUCUAUUUAAUUGACAAAACUUUGUGGAUGAUCUUCAUAUUGCUUAGUGAAGUUCCCUCUUGUGUUGUAAGUACAGUUACAACUGAAAAAUAACCAGUAUGAUAAAAAAGUCACAAAAUUGAACAUUCCUCGUACUUUCCUUAUUUGCACUUUGCAUUACAGAGAAUCAAUAGAGUGAAUCAAAUUGCUCUGCUAUGACAAAUACUGAAUACAAAUGUGCAUGGUAAAUAACCCUUGCUCAAAAUAGCUUGUUAAAGGUACACAUUACCAUGAAUCUUUAAUGUGAGACGUGUGAAAUUGCGAAUAUGUUGGUGCAGUUAUGAAAUUUUCUAUCAACUUGUUAGGAGGUUAGAACAUUACAACUAGCGGUAAAUGCAGAAACAUAUAUAAUUUCAAUUUUUUUCUGCAUUAUUAGUAUAUUCUUAUUUUAAAGGGAAACCGUCCUUCUCUGGAAUAGCACCAACAUAUAAACCGAUGAAAAUUUUUGUUGUUUCAAUAUGUUCCAUUUUCCUUUUAUGUAUCUAUUGAAGAUUUAGCACAUUUCAUUAUAAUUCAGUUAUUCUGGAGGAAGAGAAAUGGGAAAAAAAAUCUGUUUCUCCUCAACCUUCUGUGACUUCUCUUUCCAUGGUCACAGGUCCAAAGGGCAAAGUAUUUAGCAGUGAUUGACAGGGAAACAAAAUGGAGGUGCUCAGAUAAAAGCUAUAGGUAAAUAUAGGUGGUCUGUGUGUAUACAUAGGUUAAUCUCUUAGUCCUUAAAAACAUAUAUAUAUAUAUAUAUAUAUAUAUAUAUAUAUAUAUAUAUAUAUAUAUAUAUAUAUAUAUAUAUAUAUAUAUAUAUAUAUAUUUAGAUAUAGGGGAAGAGUCCAAUUAAUAAUAAAAGUCAGAAUAAGUGAUAGUUGUCCUUUAAAGUAUUUUUUUCCCUAAACGUUUUGACUUACAACUGGUUUUCUCUCCCUUCUAGGAAGUUCUUGAGUUGGCAUUUUCAAUUAUGUAUGAGUCCAACUGCCAAUUAAAUUUCAUCGCUCCAGACAAACACGAGGUACGUCUUUUGAAAGUGAUGAUUGUGACAUUUAAAAAAAUAUAAUCAUACUUGCAUUAAAAGCAAAGAAUAGGACAUUCCAUUUUGUAUUAUUUAGUUAUUUUGACUUUAAACCCUUCCUCCACUAUUCAUACGGAAUGUUGACAUACUUGCAAUGUAUAUAAUGUGUUGAUGAAAUUCCCAGCAAAUAUGUAGGUUAAAAGAUGUAUGUAACUGAAGAUUGUUCUCUUGUCACCCAACAUAUUAAACACCCUUAAAAUGAUGUGUGAGUUUAGUUGUAUGCAAGCAAUUAUUAUUACCCAUGGGGUACCACUGCCUUGCUUAGAGUCACUAUUUCUGCUCUCUAGUGAUGUCCCGAACGGUUCGCCACGGACUCAUCAUUGAGUAAACUCUGACCCUGUACCUCACAGUCAGCAGACAUAUUCCAGCCAAUCAGCAGCAGACCCUCCCUCCCAGACCCUCCCACCUCCUGGACAGCUCACUAAGAAUGCAGCUUCACAAUGAAUGUAAAAUGGAUGCUGUCCAGGAGGUGGGAGGGUCUGGGAGGGAGGGUCUGCUGCUGAUUGGCUGGAAUGUGUCUGUUGACUGUGAGGUACAGGGUCAAAGUUUACUCAAUGAUGAGUCCGUGGCGAACCGUUCGGGACAUCACUACUGCUCUCACAACUACACCUAAUCUUCAGGUGCAGCUACAAAAAUUCAAAAACAAAAGCAAAACUUUUUUUGCUUUGUCUAUAAAUGUUCUAGUAAUGUGACUAUUGAUAUGUAUAGAUAAUAUUUUAAUGUCAAUAAACAUCUUUGAGUGGUUUUUCAUAUUGUCGCAGUUCUAAAAGACAGGUAUACAAAUGACAGAGGACCUCCUUGCACCAUAGCUUAUGUGAGGAGCAUAAUUUGUUUUGGGGCAUGGAGAAUCCCUUUAAUAGACAAUAAUUAAAGAUGUUUUAACCUGGACUCUUAUCGAUCAAUGGUUUCUUUUUUUUUUUUUUCACAGUACUGUAUCUGGACUGAUGGCUUAAACGCCCUGCUUGGGAAAGAUAUGAUUAGCGAUCUAACAAGAAAUGACUUGGACACAUUGCUGAGCAUGGAGAUUAAACUUCGUCUUCUGGAUCUGGAAAACAUACAAAUUCCUGAUGUGCCUCCCCCCAUUCCUAAGGAGCCUAGCAACUACGAUUUUGUUUAUGAUUGCAACUGAGAUCAUUCACCUCUGACUCCUGUUUCAACUGGAAUUCCUAACUGGAGAAAAUUAAUAUAAAAAAAAAAAAAUCAAAACAAAAUGUAAAAACCCAAAAGAUAACGAUGCAUUGCUCUUAAUUUAACAUUCGGUGCUCCACUUCCCUCGAAUGGAGCCUUUUUUCUUAACAUAUCAGCUACUUUUGCAUUUGCAUGAUGCAUUGGACAUACACUGAUGACUUGUGUGUUGAAGAAGCAAACCCUUUUCACUAGAAGUUCCAUAAACUUGCUGUUAAUAUUACUAACAUUAUCAACUGAAAUCUCAUCAGACCUAUAAUGAGCUCCGCAUGAAGAGUUUUGAUUUGGGCAAUAAUUGUUGGGUCGAGGAAAUGAAUAGACUUUACAGUCAAUGCUGCUGCUUCUUGUCCUGACUUGAUGCCUAAAAGGAGCUAGACGCAGCAACUAAUGUUAAAAAAGUAACUGCUUAAUGGCUUUGCAUAAUUAUUUUUGUCCUCAAUGGCCCUUUUCUUGACUGCAGCGUGGAAUUCCACUUUCCUCAAAAUAAAUCCAGGGGAUGACCUAACUUGAAUCAGUACGAAUAUUGUAUUAGCAUCUUAAAGAUCACACUUUUAUGCACUGCUAAUAUGAUCAAGACUAUAUUUUGUUCUUGUGCAGUGUGUAACUAUUACACAGUAAAAUAGCAAAACAUUCAAAAUCACAAACGAAAAUCUUUUGAUUGAAGUUUGUUCAUGCAUAUACUAACCAGUGUUUCAUCAUGACAAGUAAAAUAAUCUAUCGUGCUACAGACAUGCUACUAUUAAUGGCAAUACAGAACAUGUCCACACCCUUCCAGCCUUUCAGAAAUUUAAAAUGCACAAUGAAAUGUUCAUGUCUUUUCAAUGUCUUCUAGCAAUUGUUGCAAAUAGCUAUCACAAUCUUUCUGCCACGCCAUACCACCAAAAUUACCAUAUAUCCAUUUGCAAGGUUUCUUAAUUUAUUAUUAGAGUGAACAUAUCCCGAACAUAUGAACAUACCCCAAAUCUUCUCAGCAGAUCGUACUGGGAUCUUGCUCUGUGUAGGAUUUCUAUAAAGAGUGUGCUCUGAAUCCCCCCCUGCCCUUUCCCCACUCCACCCCCCCACUACCAUUGGUUCGACAUGAUCACAUCUGUGGUCUGAGAUUCCUGCAGAUUUAGGGAACAAUUGACUUACAAUAACUAAGUCCGCUGCCAUAUUUGAUUUGACUCAGGAUCAAAUCUUGUGUUUAAGUCAUAAUAAAGAACAUAUUCAGUAGCUCACGUCUAUAGCUGACAUAUAGAAAGCAUCAUCAGUAGGAAGCGAUGUCAUCCCCUGGCUUUCCGUGACCAUAACUGGCAGACUAUGAUAGCAGUACUGGUCAUUCACAGAGGGUAUAACAUAAUCUGAACUCUAGAACACAGUGAGUCUAAAUCAAAGUGACAAACAAUGAUGAACUGAGUUCAACAGCACAUACAUGUCACCUGAUUUUGGAUACUUCUUUCAAUUCGCAAGUUUGCUGUUCAGUUGAGUACAUUGUUUACCUUAUCAGUUUUCUAUUAUAUUUAUUUAAUAUAUGCAGAAGGAAUUGAGAAUAUUUCAUCUAAUAUCAUGAAAAGGAUGUACAUAUUUAUAUCAAUUCAUAAUAAACAGUAUGUGCUUUUCUUCUUUUUGCAGCGUCCUAUAUUGUAAUAGGCUGAAUACAGUUUUGGUUUUAGUAGAUACACACUUUAAUGGGAUUAGGUCUUUUGGAAUAAAGAUGGGGAAAACAGAGAACUGAAAAAACUUAGGAAAGAAAUAUCAGCAAACUGAAAAAGGAAGAGAGUGGUG